Messenger RNA from Knipowitschia caucasica, 1977 nucleotides. The record is from the annotation of a GenBank genome assembly. NCBI's taxonomy places the organism in Eukaryota, Metazoa, Chordata, Actinopteri, Gobiiformes, Gobiidae.
AUGAAACUAAGAAUGCAAGGAAGAGAUGGGACAAAACUGAAGAAAAAAGACACAAGAAGGUCUUCAUCAAAUGAGUCGUCUUCAUCCGAAUCUGACUCAUCUUCAUCUCGUUCCACUGGUUCAUCAUCAUCCUCUUUUGUAGAGAAAAGAACUCUCCUCUCACAGCCGCACACAGGAGAGUCAUUAUCCCUUCAUGUUAUUGAGGUCUCUAAAGGGCAAGAGAAGAAUUCUCCGCCGCAAAUGGAAAUGACUGAGAGUGCACCACUAAAUAAAGCCAGUGUCUCCCAGCUUAAUCAGGCACCCAUCCAAGAUGACAGCCAAGGAAGACACGGCAGUGAUCAUGAGAAGGAAAAGCCUGAAAGGAGUCAAGGAGAGCAUGCUGUUUCAGUUCCAGAGAAGGGUGCUGAGGGCAACAAUGAAACACCCAAAGCAUUCUCAACUCGUAAGAUCUCUCUUAGCAGCAGCAAAUCUUCACCUGGCAGUACAGAGAAUGAGCACGAGUUGGGGUCUGCAGGUGGUCGUAAAAGGCGGUGGGGCUCUAGUACAGCUGUCACUGCAAAAAAACCUUCUAUCAGCAUCACUACAGAUUCUCUAAAGUCAUUGAUUCCAGACAUCAAACCAGCCUUAAACCAAGAAAUUAUGGACCUUGACGCUGAAGAUCCGGUCCUGUCUGAAACUGACGAUGAGGACAAGGACCAUGCCGACCAAGAUCUCCAAAUCUGCCGAACAGUGACACAAAUUGUAAAUGUGGAGAACAAAGAGAAUGGUGAAAAAGAAACAAAAGGACUAGAAGAGUUGGAGGAAGAUGUACAAGAUGAAACUGAGACCAAAACCUAUGAUGAGGAUCCAACAUUGCAAGCCAUACAAGCACACUCUCCAUUGUGCACUCCUCAUGAAGAAGUUAACACUGUGACUCCUAGAGAUAACAACAUUCGUCGUUCAAUCAGCCAACAGAAAAUGGGUGUCUCUAUUACCAUUGACGAUCCUGUGCGUACUGCUCGACAGCCAUCACCACCUCGGGGAGAUGUUUCUAAUAUUGUUCAUGUGUGCAACCUGGUAAGGCCAUUUACACUGGGACAACUCAAAGAACUGCUCAGCAGAACAGGCACUCUUGUGGAAGAUGGUUUCUGGAUUGACAAGAUAAAGUCUCACUGCUAUGUCACUUAUUCAACCUCUGAAGAAGCAGUUGCCACAAGGCAAGCCCUUCAUGGUGUGAAAUGGCCUCAAAGCAACCCAAAGGUUCUUAGAGUAGAUUUUUGUCAGCAGGAUGAGUUGGACUUUCACAAAGGUUUGAAUUCUGCCGAAGGACCCAGAGUUGGAGUAUUUAGUCAUGGUCAAAGUCUUCACCCACUCCUCCCAGUGAGAGACCAAUGGGCUGAGCGUGAACGUGAAAUGGGCCGUCGGGAGCAAGCAAGAGCAGACCGGGAAUGGGACCGGGAUAAGAUCCGAGAAUUUGGAAAGACCCCAGAAGAGAGGGAGGCAGGUGCACAUAGAUCUAGGUCUAGAGAGAGACGCCGUAAGGAUAGAGAAAAGAGCAAGGAGAUGAAAGCCGAGAAGAAGGACAAAACAGAAGAUCCACCGGCUAAAAUGCUUGAUGAUCUCUUCAGAAAAACGAAAGCAGUUCCUUGCAUAUACUGGCUUCCCCUCACAGAGGAACAGUAUCUUCAGCGUGAAACUGCAAGAAUUGAAAGAAGGAAAGAGCGCGAACAGCAACGAAAAAGGGAAGAGGAGGAAGCGGAGCUGAAGAAAAAAGAAGAAAAUAAGGAGAGAAUGAGAGCUGGAGGUGGCAUUACGGUUGAUCGCAGUGAGGCCGAUAAAGACAAGAUCAGAGACAGAGAACGAGCCAGAGACCGAGGUAGGGAAAGGGACAGGGAGGCGGACAAACGCAAAGAGGGUUAUCGUAGGCCUGGUGGCUACGCACCCCCUAGUGGACGGCGUUCGCGCAGCCGAAGUGACCCCCGAGAACGUAGGCGCUAA